AUGGACAGGGAGAGGUGGCAGCGAGUACUGACCCUCCUCCCCAUCUGCCUGGCUCUUGCCUUCUCCCUCACAGCCAUGGGCAGCAGCCAUUGGUGUGAGGGCAUCCGACGGAUGACAAAACCACUGUGCCAGGACCCCUUGGGGAGAGUGAACUGCAUUCAGGUCAGCCAGGCCAACAACAGCACUGGCGGGGAACACGAUGAUAGCCAGACUGUCCAGUACAUCUGGGAGAUAGGCGACGACAAGUUCCUCCUGCUCGGGUUCCAUGCAGGGCUCUGGCAGUCCUGUGAGGAAAGCCUCAACAGCACAGGCGAGCGAUGCAGAUGCUUCCUGGGGGUGGCGCCCACCGAGGCACAAGGUGUGUUGUGGCUCUCCAUUGGAGCUGAAGUCUUGGAUAUCUUCCUGAUACUGGCAGGUGUCAUCUUCCUGGGCUGCAGUGUGAGUCAUUGCCAUUCUGGAUGCAACUGGCUCAAGGUGGAUGCCUCGGUGGCCAUCCUCAUGGUGCUGGCAGGACUCCUGGGCAUGGUGGCCCACAUGAUGUACACAACUAGUUUUCAAAUCACUGUGAACCUGGGACCGGAAGAUUGGCGGCCUCAGACGUGGGACUACGGCUGGUCCUAUUGCCUUGCCUGGGGAUCUUUCUCCCUCUGUAUGGCUGUGUCAGUGGCGACCAUGAGCAGAUACACAGUCACCCAGGCAGAGAAGCCAAAGGCACAGAAAGGCGGUCCAUACCCUCAGCACAACAUCCCACAGCCUGAAGCUUCACAGCAGGUUUGGCAAACAGGAGCUGUUUCUCACCCUGUGGGACAAGUCUUCGUGAAUGUUCUUGGACACCCUCCCCCAGCUAGAGGAGGCAAAGUGUCCAUGUGCUAG
Messenger RNA from Microtus oregoni (creeping vole), 873 nucleotides. It is a transcript of the gene Gsg1l2, whose product is annotated as GSG1 like 2. NCBI's taxonomy places the organism in Eukaryota, Metazoa, Chordata, Mammalia, Rodentia, Cricetidae. Gene Ontology annotation, cellular component: plasma membrane. The coding region runs from base 1 to 873 and encodes 290 amino acids. The transcript is spliced from 5 exons. The record is from RefSeq and is a predicted model, not a curated record.